CUUCGAAGAUAAGCCUCGACCUGGGUUCCAGAUGUCAUACGCACAUUACACGACCAUGGAGAACUUCGUGUAAUGAUGUUAACAGGCGAUCAUGAAGCAAGCGCAUGGAGAGUUGCAAAUGUUGCGGGCAUCAAAGAGGGGGGCUAAUAAUGGUAGGCGAUGGUAUCAAUGAUGCCCCUGCUCUUGCUGCUGCUACUGUUGGCAUUGUUCUAGCUGAACGUGCCAGUGCAUCAGCUAUAGCUGUUGCAGACGUCCUGUUAUUGCAAGACAAUAUUUCUGGUGUUCCAUUCUGUGUGGCUAAAUCUCGGCAAU
This is a messenger RNA of Cuscuta campestris, 312 nucleotides long. The record is from the annotation of a GenBank genome assembly. NCBI's taxonomy places the organism in Eukaryota, Viridiplantae, Streptophyta, Magnoliopsida, Solanales, Convolvulaceae.